UGUGGCCCUCGCAUGAGAUUCCCGCUUUCCCCCUUUCCUACUCGAUGGCGAGAUAUGAUUGGGACAACAAGAUGGUAUGCGUCGAAGAAGACGAUCUUGCUGGUUUAGAAGAUGCGAGCUCUGAUGCAGAGGAUGAAAGUUAUGAAGUUGGAUUGACUGAUGAUGAAACACCUUAUAGAGGAAGAGCCUGUGGAAAUUCCGAACCAACUCCUUUGAUGGAAGGUGAAGGCAGAUCUUUCAGGGUGCUGGGUUUUAACCGAACUCAAAGGGCCAUUUUCGUUAAGACGAUGAUGAGGUAUGGGGUUGGUAACUUGGAUUGGAAGGAGUUUGUUCCUCGCUUAAAGCAGAAGACAUAUGAGGAGAUAAAAGAAUAUGGCGGGCUCUUCUUGAAGCAUAUCGUUGACGAAAUUGAUGAGAGUUCUCCAACGUUUUCAGAUGGGGUUCCUAAAGAAGGACUCAGAAUUGAAGGUGUGCUUGUAAGAAUCGCUAUUCUGGCUCUCGUACAGGAGAAGGUGGCAUUUACAGAAGAACAUCCAACAAAACCAAUUUUUUCCGCCCGCGUUCUCAACCAAUACCCGAUGUUGAGAAUACCCGGAAAAGCCUGGAGGCAAGAGCACGACAAGAUCAUGUUCCGUGCUGUUUUAAAGCAUGGUUAUGGAAGAUGGCAAGCUAUUGUCGAUGAUAAAGAGUUGGGGAUUCAACAACUUAUCUGCAAAGAACUAAACUUAUCUGCAAACAACACUUGUGGAGGCCAUGGAAGCUCGAUGAUGAUCCACAGAGACAUGCAGAUAAGACUGGUCGAGUUUGUGAAGAAACGGGUGGUUCUCCUCGAAAAGGCGUUGAAUUUGGAAUAUGCAGAAGAGUAUUAUGGAAUCGUUCCACCGUCAAUCUCAGCUGUUGUUGACAGAAACCCACCUUUGAACGAGCUGUGGAAAACUGUCGAUGAGAACAAUCGUGAAUCUGUCGAGACAUUUAUGAAUAACGAACCAGUGGGAGGCAAUGUAAGAGAGACCUUCCGAGAUCUGGAAUCUUUCGAUACGACCAUAAACAAGAUCGUAUCUGCACCAUCUGAUGCGGAAACUGCUGAUGGAAGAACAUAUGAUGUUGAGUUGAAGGAAUUGGUUGGGAAAAGCAUAUUCCUGGUCUUGUUGAUCUGAACUUGUCGGAAAAUAUUGUAGAAGAGAAUGUUGCCGGAAGAACUAGUGGAGAUGUUGAUGAGAAAAUGAAGGAAGAUGGCCAUAAAUCCAAAGAUGGAGAAAGAGUUGACAUUGUGCUUGAUUAAGAUAACAACAACAACAACAAAUGGAUAAAAGAUUAUGAAGUAUCAACAGAAUCAAAACAUUGGGUGGUGAUUAGUCUUUUAAAUUGUUUUCAUUACCGUUUUACAUUAUGCUGAAUUUGGAUUU
This is a messenger RNA of Tarenaya hassleriana, 1406 nucleotides long. RefSeq names its product CHD3-type chromatin-remodeling factor PICKLE-like. Lineage: Eukaryota; Viridiplantae; Streptophyta; Magnoliopsida; Brassicales; Cleomaceae. Gene Ontology annotation, cellular component: chromatin; nucleus. Gene Ontology annotation, molecular function: ATP hydrolysis activity; ATP-dependent chromatin remodeler activity; histone binding. The transcript is spliced from 11 exons. Gene Ontology annotation, biological process: negative regulation of transcription by RNA polymerase II; chromatin remodeling. The coding region runs from base 45 to 1157 and encodes 370 amino acids. The record is from RefSeq and is a predicted model, not a curated record.